This is a messenger RNA of Penaeus indicus, 1337 nucleotides long. RefSeq lists its product as uncharacterized. Lineage: Eukaryota; Metazoa; Arthropoda; Malacostraca; Decapoda; Penaeidae. Gene Ontology annotation, molecular function: structural constituent of cuticle. The record is from RefSeq and is a predicted model, not a curated record. The transcript has 3 exons. Bases 98 to 1243 code for a protein of 381 amino acids.
GUGUUUUUUGAGGGCUGGGGGCGGAGGCUGUUUCGUAUAAAAGGGCGCGGCAGCAGCACAGGCAGCAGCAGCCAUCUGGCUCGAGAAGUGAGCAGACAUGAAGUUCUUGGUUGUGGUAGCAGCGGUGGUGGCGUGCGCGGGCGCUCGCUCCAUCAACGCCGGUUGGGUCCUUCCGCCAGGCAACAUCGGCACCUCGGGCAUCCUGCGCAAGGAUGGCUCCACCGAUCUGUUCAGCCAUGACUUCGCUCACGACAUCGUUGCUAUCGGACCCUCUGGCAUCAUCCUAAAGAGCGGCCCACCCGUUCAGCUCGACGCCGACCUCAACAUGGUGGGCCGCAGCAAGCGCUCCACCGCUGGAUACGUCAAUGCGGCUGGCAGCAUCGGUCGCUCCGGAAUCGUGCGCAUGGAUGGCACUAUUGAGCAGUUCGGCCACGAUCUGGCCCACGACAUCGCUUUCUUUGGCCCCAGUGGCAUCAUCCUGAAGAACGGCCCACCCAUCCACCUGAACGAGAACCUCAACACGAUGGGCCGCACCAAGCGCCAUACCUUUGGACCCAGCGGGAUGAUCACCAGCUGGGGUCAGCCCAUCCAGUUCAAGGAACCCUUCGCCAAGAUCGUUCUCGACGGACCAAGUGGCUUCCAGCUCUCUGACGGCACGCUUGUCCAGAAGCCCGUUGUGGUAGCAGCGGUGGUGGCGUGCGCGGGCGCUCGCUCCAUCAACGCCGGUUGGGUCCUUCCACCAGGCAACAUCGGCACCUCGGGCAUCCUGCGCAAGGAUGGCUCCACCGAUCUGUUCAGCCAUGACUUCGCUCACGAUAUCGUUGCCAUCGGACCCUCUGGCAUCAUCCUAAAGAGCGGCCCACCCGUUCAGCUCGACGCCGACCUCAACAUGGUGGGCCGCAGCAAGCGCUCCACCGCUGGAUACGUCAAUGCGGCUGGCAGCAUCGGUCGUUCCGGAAUCGUGCGCAUGGAUGGCACUAUUGAGCAGUUCGGCCACGAUCUGGCCCACGACAUCGCUUUCUUUGGCCCCAGUGGCAUCAUCCUGAAGAACGGCCCACCCAUCCACCUGAACGAGAACCUCAACACGAUGGGCCGCACCAAGCGCCAUACCUUUGGACCCAGCGGGAUGAUCACCAGCUGGGGUCAGCCCAUCCAGUUCAAGGAACCCUUCGCCAAGAUCGUUCUCGACGGACCAAGUGGCUUCCAGCUCUCUGACGGCACGCUUGUCCAGAAGCCCGCUUAAUAAGCGGCCCUGACCAGCGCAGCUCCAUGGCCAGCUGGCCACGCACCUCUUCACCACAAACAUGAUUCAUACUGAAUAAACAGUCGUUAUGCAA